This is a messenger RNA of Staurois parvus, 302 nucleotides long. The record is from the annotation of a GenBank genome assembly. NCBI's taxonomy places the organism in Eukaryota, Metazoa, Chordata, Amphibia, Anura, Ranidae.
ACUGAUGGGCACUGAAAGGCGACAUUGAUAGGCAGCACUAAUGAGGCGGCACUGACUGGCACAACCGCUGGGCACUGACUGGUGGCACUGACUGGCAGCACUGCUGGGCUGCACUGAUGGGUGGUACUGGUGGGUGGGCACUGCUGGGCACCAAUCAUCAGGGCACUGAUCAUCAGUGCCCUGAUGAUCGUGCCGAUCCCUGCUCUGACAACUGCCAGUUCUCGGCAGUACUUUCCUCGCGCUCUGACAGCGCAAGGAAAGUGCAGCCGAGAACCGGCAAUUGUAUUUCCCAGUGAUCAGCG